AUGUCGCUUCGCCUACCAGCCGUUAAUCUUCGCAACGGCCAGCCAAUUAUUCGUGAGAGAGACGAUGUGACACUAAUAUCUGAUGGCCAUCGACGGCUAUCACCGAGAAUGAGGCGAACGCAGACUAAAAAUAGCGCAAUGGUUGACGCAGGCUCAGCCGGCCUCAGAGGUGGAGAUAAAGAUAAAUUACUUGACCAACCACCAAAUAAGGAAGUGCUCUAUUGCUUUCCUCUCGCGUGGAGGGAUAUUGCCAAGUCAGUGCCAGUAAUCUUGGACGACACUUCCAUGGCUUCCACUCCACUGUAUCCCGAUGCCCAGGGGGGCGUUGAUGCUCUGUUGAGAACAGGCUCCCGUGUGAAAGAUUACGCCGUGAAAGUGACCGAGAAAUAUGCCGCCGGCCCUGAGAGCCCUCUUGAUGGCAAAAUUCACCUCUCGUUGCAACCACCCACCCAAUUGGUCGCCGUGAUAUCCAGCGAAACACCUGCCGUGGUCAACCGACCAAAACUCAGCGCUGAGACCAAGGAAAGCAAUGCUACGACAGCCGAACAGAGCACAACGGAGAAGGAGGAGCAGUUCAAACAGACGAUGAGAGAAUAUGAGAAAACGGCUAAGCAGAAGUACAGGACUGGAAUAAAUCCUGACAAUAAGCACACUACCAGCGAGGUUGAAGCCAUUGUGAAGGAAGCGAUCAAUAAGUACCAAACCGAAGACACAAGAGGAUUCUGGGGAAAAAUCCGCCUGGCGUGCCGGAAACUUGGCGAUGGCAGCGAAGCUAUUCAAGGCUGGCUCGGCCUACUGCCAACACAGUCAGAGUACCUCUCGGUAUUAGUGGGCUAUUAUCCAAGUUUGAUCAUGUCUGCUAAAUAUGCGAAGGCUGCGUCUCGGAUGAAGAACGUCGCUGAUAAGGUCAUGGAAGCGCUACAGCAGAUCCCCACCUUAAUUAGCAGCGCGCAGCGGGUCUUGCAGAUUUACAAAGACUCUGACCAAUUGAAGAUAUUGAGCACGUCGUUUUACGGCUCGAUUUUAGCAGCACUGGGACACAUACUCGAGUACUUGCGGCAAAAGUCCUUAUGGAAAGCCCUCAAAGCUGGCUUUCAGCAAGCGAGCUUUGAGAAGUUGCUUCUUGAGAAAGUUGACAACGUGACGAAGGACAGAAACGCUUUCAAUGAUGAAGCCAACAUCUGCCAGAAAGAGAUGAUCGAGAGAUUGGAAAGUGUCCAAAAGGAGAAUAGCGACGAAGCGAGGAAGAGGACUCAGGGACUCCUUGAAACCGUCAAGUUCGCUUGUCAGGAGCAGACUCGAGCGAACCGAGAAAUGAGGGAGACUUUGGAACUAAUGCAAAUGACCACCAUGGAAAUCAAACGGAGACAAAUUGAGCUAGACCAGAAGUUCGAAACCAAGAUUGACGCCUUGAAGGAGGCUGUCAUGAAGCCAUACGACCUCAUGAUGCAAAUGCUUGAAGGAAACCCGAACCUCACUGAAUUUGCAUCUUUCAUGGUGAAACGACUCGAUGCCCCGGAGCCUUCGCAAGAACUAGAAAGCCCAAAGAGGCGCGCAUCUAUGUCAACUAUUGCCAAGGGCAAUAAAUCCGAACUCAGUCCAAGGCAGCAGCGUACCAAGUUCCUAUCGCGGCUUGACUAUGAUGCAGACGCAGCAGGCGCUGAUCUCAUGGCAAACUACACCCUCGGGCCAAAUCUUUCGCUCGAUGACCAAAAUCGCGGCAUUUAUGUCAUCAAGGCAAAAGCCCUGGCUGCCUGGGUUAAUGCUGAGCGCUCAGCCGCGCUCGUCAUCAACGGAAAUGCAGGAAGCAUCAAGCGAAGAUCUGCCAUGAGCUUUGUUUGUGCUCGUCUUGUUUACGCACUGGAGCAGAUUCGAUCACCACCAGGAGGAUCAUCUCGUGCGGGAACGCCGGACGUGGUGGUGUUGUACUUCUUCUGCGGCCAACAUGCUUCCGGCGACUACAGUUGGGAGACACCGAGCGGGAUCGUCAACAGUUUCCUGGCUCAGCUGCUCACUCAAUGCAAGCACUUGGACCUAACCAAGGUGACCGGCCGCGGCAGUUUCGAUAGUGGUGACAUGAAGGCGGUUCUAAAGCGGCUGUAUUACGUACUCGGGCAGCUUCCAGCGGAGACGACUGUAUUCUGCGUUAUCGACGGCCUGUCGUACUACGUUGACAAUGACAAAACCUCGGACGAUGCAGACAAACUGAUCAAGAAGCUGUUGAAGCUGGCAAGGGGCAAGUCGCGGAAUCGUUACGCGUUCAAACUCCUCCUUACAGUACCAAAUCGGUUGCACGGGUCGGAAGUAGAGUCUUUGGGAGAUGACGAGGUCUUGGAUAUUCCUAGCAAUCCCCCUAAAGCUGGAGGUUUCACUGCAAUGAAGUGGAAUCUGAGUGCUGGCUGCGAACUGGAACGCUUCGCUAACUCGGUUAAGUAG
Ilyonectria robusta is the source of this 2436-nucleotide messenger RNA. RefSeq lists its product as uncharacterized. The transcript has 7 exons. Bases 1 to 2436 code for a protein of 811 amino acids. Lineage: Eukaryota; Fungi; Ascomycota; Sordariomycetes; Hypocreales; Nectriaceae. The record is from RefSeq and is a predicted model, not a curated record.